Molecule: messenger RNA, 1440 nt
Organism: Caenorhabditis remanei
Lineage: Eukaryota; Metazoa; Nematoda; Chromadorea; Rhabditida; Rhabditidae
Exons: 6
Coding region: 1-1440 (479 amino acids)
Source: RefSeq, a predicted model, not a curated record
AUGCUUCGAUUCAUAUUUUUCUUCAUAUGUAUUGCUUCUGGAAUAGCAGUUGAUUUGACAUGUCCAGCGAAUUUUAUCACUCAAAACACUCCUGCUGGAGAGUUCCCAGCUGGAGGGUCCGCUACCUUCCCAGCUAAUUAUAAUUGCACCAUUAAGUUUCAAAUUCCUGUCGGUUCAGUUGUAAGACUCAACAUUUCAAAUAAUUUGUUCUUUACUACUGCUGAUUCUUUUACGAUUCAAGAUUCAGCUUCGACGUUUUAUUCAAUCCACGUCACCAACAGCCUCUUCUAUCUCCCUGCCACCACUGGUAGCAUUCAACUAAAAACAUUCAGCAAUACCACUCAGUUCUACUUCAAAUGGCAGUAUAUCGAUGUGACAGGCUUCCCCAAAAUCCAAAAACCAACUGGAAUCAACUCCAUCAUGUCUCUCAACCUAACUGCAAACACACGUUAUCAGUUCACAUCUACACAAGGUCAAGUUGCAUUCCACACUGGAUCGGUCAGUGGGUACAGGGAUCAAAAUCUGGAGAAAAUCUACGUUUAUGAUGGUGAAGAUUUAAAUGCGAAGUUCCUUGGAAACCUUUAUGUUUUUACCGAUAAGGAAUACGUCUCAACCGGAAAAUCUCUGACAUUGGUGAACUUUUAUGGAAGUCCAGUUCCAUCGUAUGGAAUUGCGAAUGAUUAUGCAGCUAUAUCUGGAUACGAUGGUUAUUCAUUUUUUGUUUUGAGAAAUGUCAUUGAAUACUUUACUGGAGUAACAUCUAAAGCUGGUAAAGAAUCUGCAAUCACAGUAUAUGCAAUUGACUGGGACGAGUCAUAUAUCGAUUAUAUCGCCUUUAAAAAUCCAAACAAAACCGGUCAAGAAGUGAGAGUGAAUCCGAUGACCCCAAGUGAAACAUCAGAGCAGCUUUUGACCUAUAAUGUUCAAGACUUCUCUCUUAAUCAAUUACCACAACAAAUUCUGACAAGAAUUUUCACCGUGAAAGUGUAUCAAAGCGACGUUUACCUUGGGAUUUGGUCUCGUCCAUGGCCGAAAUGGAAUAAUGUAAUUGCUGGUAGAACUGGAUGGAUUUAUUCUCCAUCGAUCUGGAAUCCUCGUACACUAGUAGUACCGCAAUAUUUGAAUACCUUCAAUUCCUUUGCCAUGGUCAAGUUCACAUUCGACGUUUUUGGUGUAACCAUCGGAACACCUGGAGAUAUUCUUAAAGUUGGAGUCAAUUCAUUGGACUCAUUUGCUUUAACAUUUAAUCAAACUACCAAAGAUACCAGAGAAAAGGAUGCAAGUGGAACUAGUAUGACAACGAGUUUCACUGGAACCUGGCAUUCUUCAUCGUUUGUCAUGCAGUUCCUUGUGAAGGAUUACGUGGAGACAACAACAAAGUCAGCUGGGAAAAUAUUCGAUUUGCUGGUUGUGGUGUUAAUAGCUUUGAAAAUUUUAUAA